Messenger RNA from Adineta ricciae, 1755 nucleotides. The record is from the annotation of a GenBank genome assembly. NCBI's taxonomy places the organism in Eukaryota, Metazoa, Rotifera, Eurotatoria, Adinetida, Adinetidae.
AUGCCGAUCACGCUGUUUGAAACGCUCCCUAACGAACUUCUGCAUAUCGUGUAUUCGCAUCUGACCGGUUUCGAAAUUCACCGAGCAUUCAGCGAUCUAAACGCUCGAUUGACUGGUGUUAUAAGCGACUAUACCAAACAUUUCGAUUUAACUCAAAUGAAAUUCCAACAGUUUGAAGAAUGCUGUCGAGUGUUACUUGAAUCAGAUCGAGGAGCACAAAUACAAUCACUUUGCCUUUCGAACAGAAGACCAGUAGUCAAUGAAAUUGCUUUAUUUUUAACGAAACUACGACCAUUACAUGAAAGACUGCCCAAUCUGCAAUGUUUGAAAUUAUUCGGUGCUACCACUACAGAAUUAAUGCAAUAUUUACCCAACACAAUUUUGCUUCAGAAGUUAACAAAACUUUCGAUCGAAUCUAAGGAAAAAUAUACGACUGACAAUACCGACCGGAUGUUUUUCGAAGAUUUAGUCAAGAAUCUCGGUCCAAUACAACAACUAUCUUUGAAAGGCAUCCGUCUCAGAAACAUUUCUCAAUUCAAAUGGCUAAACAACACAGUUACACACUUAAAUAUUGAUAUAGAAAGAAUAGCAGAAUUGAUUUCUAUUCUUCAUAUCUUUCGUAAUCUCGAGUAUUUAAGUGUAAAUGUAGUUGCCACUAAUGAUACCUAUCAAGUUCAAUGCGAUGAUGUUGUUCCUGCAUUACAAGUGAAAGAAUUUCGGUUGAAAUCAUUUGACAGUAUAUCUCUUCCAACAUUUGAUGAUUUGGUGUUUUCAUUAAAUCUAAUGCCGAAUUUACAUUCAUUCAAAUGUCAACUGGAUAUUUUAUAUACAGUACUGAAUGAAGAUUAUUCGACAUAUGCAAAUGGUGACCGAUGGCACAUUAUACGCAAUCAGUUCAAGUCUAUAACAAAUUUCGAUUGCUCUUUUCGAUAUAGGAUAUUGUGUAAUACAACGUGCCAAGGUAUCUGUCAAUCCUUUUCCUCAUUUCCUUAUUGGACUGUACACGUUUACCCAUCGUUGCCAUAUGCAACUGAGAUAUUCGUGUUUACAAAACGACCACAUCGAUCAACUGUGAAAAUAUUACCGACGUAUUUUGAGCAAUACGAUGACCGGAAAAUCACCAGUUUAAUAAACAGAGCUUCAGCGAUUUCGAUAAAUUGGACUGAUUAUGAACGUGAAGAUGAUAUACCGACUCUUAGGCUGAGUUGUCCGAACUUUUCACACAUCAAAUCAGUGCUGAUUGGACAUCCACUUCUGUAUUUCGACGACCAGUUAAAAGAAUUUUUACAACAACUUUUUCAUGGGAGCUCGAUUUUGAAGGAAAUCAUUCUUUACAUGUCGAUCGAUGAAUCGGCCAUUGACAAUAUUCUUCAUUUUCUCUAUUGUCUAUCACAACCAAUCAGCAGUGUUACUAAUCUUUCUAUCAGACCAGGAUGCCGAUUAGAUGAGACUAUCAUCACGAUUAUGGCUUAUUAUCUACCAUCAUUAGUUUCGUUCACAUUAAUGGGAAUCGAUGAACUUGAUGAUAUCGCGGAAGUUGUAAAUGCAUGUGUAAAGGAAAUGAAACAUUUGACCUAUCUUGAAUUUCACGUGCCGCAUCCUGGAUCAGUAGAAGGUGGUUCAUUAUUGAAAUUGCGAUUGAUGGAAUGUGAAAUUCACGCAUGGCUAAUGCAAAACACAAGUUUGGGAGAUUUAGUGACGGAAAGAGAAUUUUAUGCAGAAUGCUCCGAAGAUUUAAAGAUUUGGUUAUCAUAA